Messenger RNA from Trichomonas vaginalis G3, 996 nucleotides. RefSeq names its product integrase core domain containing protein family. Bases 1 to 996 code for a protein of 331 amino acids. Gene Ontology annotation, biological process: DNA integration. NCBI's taxonomy places the organism in Eukaryota, Parabasalia, Trichomonadida, Trichomonadidae. The record is from RefSeq and is a predicted model, not a curated record. Gene Ontology annotation, molecular function: nucleic acid binding. The transcript has a single exon.
AUGAAGGAAGGAAGGAAUUCCAAAACUUCAUCAUCCAAAAUCAAAGCAGAUAAAAUUAAACCACUUGCAACACCAAAACCUCUAACGACAGUACCUGCAACACCAAAACCGCCUCCUCCUUCAGUUAAUCCUUCAUCAUUCACUUUAUUAUAUCCAUUUCAAACAUUAAAGAAACAAAAAGAUUUUAAAAAGGAUUUCAAGAUAUUAAAUAAACCAAUUGACCCAAAAAUUCAACCGUUAAAGGAAAAAUUUAGUCGCCCUUCAUUUGCACCAUAUCCAUAUUCAUAUGAAAUCGAUCAUUUAGAAUAUUCAAAAGGAAACGUUACUUAUUUAUUUACCAUUAACAUUAACACCAGAUAUUUAUAUUGCAUUCCAGUGAAAGGGAAAACAGAACAGGAAACAAGAAGAGCUAUUCAAUACUUACUAGAUCAUGAAAGAGUAGAUAAUAUAAGGGGUGAUGGUGAUAAAGGAUUUCAGGCAGCUAUGGCUCAUUAUUUCCCACAAAUUAAUUUUUACUUUUCAUCCUCUCCAUAUACGUUUCAUAAUAAAAUAGUUGAUGCGGUAAUGAGAACUCUUAGAGAUGCGUUAGGGGUUAACGGUCAGAUAUACUGGGAUGGAAAUCAUGACUCCAUCAUACAGCAGUUAGUAUAUUAUUACAAUAAUACAUGGCAUAGAACUAUAAACAUGAAACCAGUGGAAAUGAAAAAUGAUAUUUCAAAAGAAUGGGAAUAUAUUAGAAAGCAAAUGGAAAGGUUGAAUGAUGUUAAACGUGAACAAAUUAAUUCGGGGCUCAUGAAUUUUAAACAAGGGGAUAAAGUUUUGAUUCAUCUCGAUUAUGGAAAAACUGAUAAAUCAAUGACAAAAAGAAGACGAAGAUUUGACACAAUAGCUGAAUUUGUUAGAUAUAUUAACGGCAAUGCAUUAGUUGAAGUUAACAAUAAAUUAAUAGAAAUUCCGAUUUAUUUUAUUACUCCAUUAUAUUUAAAUAAUAUUUAA